Vairimorpha ceranae is the source of this 315-nucleotide messenger RNA. RefSeq lists its product as hypothetical. The record is from RefSeq and is a predicted model, not a curated record. Bases 1 to 315 code for a protein of 104 amino acids. Lineage: Eukaryota; Fungi; Microsporidia; Nosematidae. The transcript has a single exon.
AUGCGCUCAGAUUUUUUAUUUAAACUGCCGUUUUGUAAUUCAUCUACUUUAAAAAAGAUUAUUCCCAAUGCUUUACUUUUUGGCACCUUUUAUAAAAAUUCUAUGGUUGAUAAAAGUCUAAUAGAAAAUAUUUGUAAAAGUGCUGUAGUCUUGUCUGUUUAUCCUAUACAGAAAAAUAAAAAGGCUUGUUUAGAUAAAUACGAAGGAAUUAUAAAAGAUUAUAACUUUUGGUAUCUUACACUAGUUAAAAAGAAUUCUAUUGUCUACAUUCCUACAUUCAAAAUUUAUAAUAUGAAUAUUGAAAUUUUUAAUUAA